Molecule: messenger RNA, 5111 nt
Organism: Rhopilema esculentum
Lineage: Eukaryota; Metazoa; Cnidaria; Scyphozoa; Rhizostomeae; Rhizostomatidae
Product: PHD finger protein 24
Source: RefSeq, a predicted model, not a curated record
CGCACAAAUCUUUAGUCUUAAAAUGCAAAUGCUUCUUCCCUGUUGUGAAAGUUUUGUUCUGUUUGGUAUAAGGUAGGACUAAAAGCGAUGCAAACAGGGUUAUGCCAUGCCUCAAUACCUUAAUGUUCUUUUCCUCUCCAAGUCGGUUACUUUUAGGACAUUACAAUAAAACCUUGAGUGCGGACCUUGUCUUAAGAGAAAAAUAUUAGCAAAUAUUGUAAUGAAAAAUUAGAGUGGAACGGAUGGAGUAGAACAGAAAAAUCUUUGAAGGGGCAAUCCACUCAUGCAAGAAUGGUAUCAGACUUCCACUAAAAGAAAAGGAUUUCUAGAGGUUAGCGAAAAGAACAAUUAAAGUGUAUGCUUUUUUAUUAAGGUGUACAGUAUUUCCAUGGAGUCAUCUGUCCUUCGAUUUUUUUUGUUUUAUAUAUUAUGUAUAACGCUUAUCAUACGUUGAUCCUAUUGAAAUCAUGGGCUAACGGAGCUACGCGGUAGGUCAAUCAUUUUUGUUGUUUGGCAAAGAAUUUACCGCAAUACUGUCUAAAAACUAGACAUUAAAGUGAACAAUUUUUUUGCGGUACAGAAUUUGAAAAUGGCUUUGAAAAAAGCAAACAUUUUACGACAUACUAAAAGCUUUUUCGUCUGACAGUCCUCAGAGCAUAAAAUAUAAGGUUCCGAAAGAACACGAUGGAAAAUAUAUACCCAGUUGUGGAUCGAAAUAGGCCAAUCAGAAAAACGCAAGCACAAGACCGGUAUAGUUGACCAAUCAGUGCCGCGAGCCUAAAGAAAAAUUACCAAUGGAGUCCAAGAGAGAAAACGAACUCCUUUUGUCUACACAAUGGCAGUAAAGUGUAUUUCAGCCGAGUUAACAAGUGGGGAUUGCAAAAAUUUCAUUUGCCUUCACAAACCUUUUGCCGCAAGAACGCGAAGUUUCACUGUUACGAAGCGAUUCUAAACCAAGCUUUCUCAGUAAAGUGAUCUUUAAAUAAAUAUUUGAAAUGACAAUGAUUGCUGUACAAUUGUAUCAAACUUGUGUCCACAAUACAUGUCAAAACUUAAAUGAUCAUUUUGGGAUUUGUUUCUAUGGUGUUUAUGUAGUAAAUUCGUAAUCGAUAAUAGCCAUCAUAACUGCUCAUUGUCACUAUAAAUCUUAAACAGCCACCAGACUAAGUGCCCACCCAAAAUAUCUAUAGCCCACUGAAACUUGAUUACUGAUAUUAAAUGUUCAAAAUAUAAAUUUAAUAUGCUACAUUGAUCACAGAGGCUUCUUACUUUUCAUUGAUCAAUGUUGCAAAUGACAUUUUAUUUUCAAUCGAUUAAUUGUAAUAAUUGAUCUUAGUUACGUUCAGAUGCUAGUAGAUGCUUAGGAAUCUAUCCCUGAGGACAACUGAACUGGCUGUUUGGCAUGUUCGGAAAAGUUCGUUAGCAUGGUCACUGCAGUAUAAAAAUACAUUUUGGUCUUCUUCUGGUCUCUUUGGGCGCCAGAAAUGGAUUGUUACAUUCAAACUUUUGUGCGAUACACUCAUUUAUUAUAAGAAACAAAGGUCGAUGAUGAGUACUCCAGUUUCUUAAUGUUCUGGAAAUAUCAUGAAUGAUGUUCUGAAAUGUUCGUGACCUUUUUUAUCACGUCAAGAAAUUCGAUUCCGUUAUGAUGCUGUAUUUAGAUGUGGGAAGUAUAUCUUUAUCCCUUGUGUCUCGAGUUCUAGGCUAACAGGGCAAUCAUGUUCUUGGAUUUUACAAAAUUUCGUUGUUCUCAGUUUUCAGCACGAUUUAAUAGUUUCUUCAUUUUUUUGCUUCGAGUACUGAAGUUUCUUGAUUUUUUCGGACUGUCCAGUACUCGUUUCUUAUAAAAAGAAUGAGUGUAGUCAGACUCGUUUGGUUGUAGACAAUUAGAAAAGUGGCAAAGAGAAUAGGAAUAACUUCCAGAAAAAGUAAAAGAUGUCAGGCCCCUUUUUUGCAAAACAAUAGAGCCUUUUUCAAAAUCUUUUGUUAUGAUUGUGAAAUUUUUCCUUGACCCUCCCACUUUCUUACCUGCGUCGGAGCCCAUGAUAUAGUGACCAACUGCCUUUGAAGGUAAUGCUAUGCCCUAAAAACUACAAAUUAACACAAGAAUCCCAAAUAUUAGAUCUAGGCAAGAUUAGAACUUAUUUAAGAGCUACGGUUUGCCCAGUUUCAAAUACAACAAGAUAUUGAAUGCCAAAAACAAAGUAGUGUUUUCAGGAUUGAUUACGACUACCUAGUAUUGAUUUGUACAAAUUUGAGUAUGGUUUUGAAACAUUGUUUCUUGACAGCAAGAUUUAAAAAUGAGAGGAAGAAAGACCGCAGAACGAAGGAUGGUGACAAGAGCAAAGUAUCUUGUUUAUCUCCCAGUUCCCCAGCAUCAGGAAAACCCUGAUAAACCCAUUCAUAAAGUCCAGUAUUGGUAUGGAACUUAUGAACUACCAAGCAACCACGUUGUUUUGAAUUCAGAACAUAUCGAAGCCGGAAAGUCCUUCGAUCGCCUUCAACCAUUGCACUUUAUUCCUUUGCACUUCUUUCCACGUGGCUCUGAUUAGAUUAUGAAUACACCAAAAAGAUAUUGAUUUUGAGGCCAACAACUAAUUUCUAGGACAGUAAUACUCUUCGUGUAUCUUUUGCUGUGAUCAAAAUGAUUAGAAUAAACCCGCUAAUUAAUAAUAGAGCACAAAAAGAUAAAAUAGGCAUGUUUGUAGUAACCAAAGGCAACAGGAGCGUGACUGUCAAUUUCCUGUUUACUCAUUCAUUCUUGAUCACAUAGUGCUGAUCUUGCAUCAAUGUUUACUCGCUUCUAUAUUUCUGUUUGAUCUUGCUAUGUUCAGUGCAACCGAACGGACUCGGAACAUUAUAUUUGUUUUUAACAACAUUGACAUUAAUACAGGUACUGCUUUAAGCCUCUGGUGAAAUUGCAUCAAGCAGAUGACUUAAAUAAGCCUGUAUCAUUGAAAGGAUAAUGCAAGAAUGACAUAAACUUUGAGUAGUGUUCAACUGGCCUAUCUUAGUAUAGGAGAACUGUUCAACGGGGAGAUUUUCAGGAUGGGUUCCGGGCCAAGCAGCGCUAAAAGAAGCCAUCUUGUCACUAAAGUUCAAGCUGUCGUUGCAUUGACGCCAAGACGAAGGGUACCUUGUCAAAGUGGAGAUGAAGCCACAUCCAAGGGCAAUGAAUCUGCGAACGCAAGUGACUUUGUUACAAGAUCUUCAAUUCGACGCAACGAACAUAGGAUGUCUUACAAUGAUACAUCGAGGGCAUGGAAAGCUUUAAACAAAAUCGUAAGCGAUCAUGACGAUCCUUUUGAAGAGGACCCGUCAAUCCAGCCAACGCGAUAUCAGAAACAAAUAUCUACAACAGAGAAUGGUCAUGACUGCAAUCAGAAUCAAGAAGAAAAUCCAAUGCUCCUUUAUUGCGCGAAAAGAGAGUUAAAAAGGGACGAAGAUUGUCAUUACUGUGGAACAAAUGUCAGUCUGAAAGGAGCAUUGCAUGGUUGCAGAAUAUGUGACAAGAUAUUCCAUCGAUCCUGCUUAGAACGAAAAUGUUUUCUAAAUGAUGAACUGUCGAUUGAAGCACUUGGUGAAUCAGAAAACGAAGUUGGCUGGAGCUGCCCUACCUGCGAGGACAUUUUCAGUUUAUUGGACGAAAACGAGAAGAAUCACGUGAUCGAGGCCUUUGAUGAGAUGGUUGGAAAUGAAACUUCUGUGGAUGUGAAGAGAUACCUAGAGCACAGAAGGGAAUCGUAUCGCAACCUCGUCGGAAUAGACAUGUCUGCGCAACGAGAAGGGCAAGAGAUUAGGAUAUUUGAAGAAAUAGACAGUGAUCACUCGGGUACAAUUGAAUGGUGGGAAUACGCACGAUCAACGUGUAUGAGGCUACUCAGCAGGCGCAAGCAGGAGGAUCUUUUGGAGCUAAUAACACCACGUGAAGUAGCAAGACUUGAAUCAUUCUUCAAGAAAUACGAUAAAAAGGAAACAGGGGUAGUAACUCUUUCUAUAGCCAGAGUCAUUUAUGGAAAGUGGAUGCUUUCGCUCGUCAAGGGUGGAGAUUCUAUGAAUGUUCCUAAUGAAUGGCUAGGUGAACUGCCUGCUGAGUGGCUUGGCAUUCCAAAACGAGGGUCGAUUAGAAGAAAAGAGACAGAAGUAACAUGGCAGGAAUUCUUGCACAUGAACGCGUUUCACAUUAUUUGUGCUCGGCUAAACACUGUAGAGGGUAAGCCCCAAUUACCAACGAUAAAUGAGGCAAUUCGUGCUGUUGCUGAACAAGAUGAAGAUAAAGGUAGAGAGAAAGUUUCAAAUUUGCAAACUGAAGUUCUAAAAGAAAGCCAAGAAAAUGAGGAGGAAGAUGAAAUGGACCCAUUGGAGAAAAUAAAGAUGCGAUUGAAAAACAAAGUCUCGUGAUCCUUGAAUCCGUUUUUGUUUUUUAUCGAUGCCAAGAUAGCCCUUGGCCACAUAGCUCCAGGAUAAUACUUAAUACCUGAAUUACGCCUAUUUGCAUAUUAAUAAUUACGUAAGUGAAUGGUAUGGUUAGAAAGGUUUCCAGCCCGUUUGUUUAUGUGUUGACUACUGUUGUUUACCACAAGUGUAUCAUAGGGUCGAUUUCGUAUUUUCGUCAAAGGUUGAUGUAUAUCUCAUUCCAUUCCGCUGAGGGAGGUACUCGAUAUACGAAAUUUUCCAAGGUUCUACUCAAAGCCAGCAAGUGUAUUCCAAGGCCGUGUAAGUCUUUAUUUCUAAUACCCUUGCAGGUUUGACAUCAUAUUUUCGCAAGCCAAUUCCCUGUACAAAAAUUGGUUAACAACCACCCCCCCCCCCCCGGUAUUCCGGGUAUUUGUCCUUGUUACAGUCACAAACGUAAAAUUUGGACUCUUUUCUCAAUGCACAAGGGUAUUUUGAGCAAUCGAGGCUCCUGAUGCCUGCCUUACCAAUUGCGACACUUUUUUGUAAAAAUCUCAGCUUUCUUACUGUCUAUCUUUGUACAUAUUUUUAUCAUCCUGUAAAAAAUCUCAGCGUAGUUUAUGCAUCGAUAUAUUUUGCGCGAUGUUUUUCAUCUAUUAGCUUAUUGCAAUUGCAAGGUUUAAAAACAUUGUACAGCCUUUGAUAGCUAUGGUUGC